Perognathus longimembris pacificus (Pacific pocket mouse) is the source of this 3394-nucleotide messenger RNA. It is a transcript of the gene C2H10orf88, whose product is annotated as chromosome 2 C10orf88 homolog. NCBI's taxonomy places the organism in Eukaryota, Metazoa, Chordata, Mammalia, Rodentia, Heteromyidae. The record is from RefSeq and is a predicted model, not a curated record. The transcript has 6 exons. Bases 98 to 1417 code for a protein of 439 amino acids.
GCGGUGCGCUCUCGCUCCGCCCCGCUCCGCCCCGGACCGACACUCGGGCCCUGGAAGAGAGGUUCCGCGGCCGGGCCUGAGCUGAGCUGCAGGCGCGAUGGAGACCGGCUCCGAGGACGCGUGGCCGCUCGGCGGCCCGACGCUGACCUCCUCCUGGGAUGCGGAAAGCGGGGCGCCGGCGCCGAGCCUGCUCGCCCGGGCCGGGCUCGGCGCCUCGGACCUGGACUGGGAGGAGCUGCUGUUGCCGCCUGCUCCGGGCCAGGAUCUGGUGAGUUUGAGGAGCAGCAGCCCCCAAAGUGAGCACCCCUGCUUCCUUUAUCUGAAUUGCGACCCUCAUGGAGGCGAAGAAAUCCUUUCCAUUGGCAUUCUCAGUUCAGCAAGGAAUAUGGAAGUGUACCUAGGAGAGGAGUACUGUGGAACCAGCAGGGGCAAGAAUGUCUGCACUGUCCUGGAUAACAGUGAACCUGAAAAGAUUAUUUUGUACAAAAAGUAUCUGAAAUUGGAAUCUUCCACACAUUCUUGUAAAGUAAAGUUACUGUCCUUUGGUGAAAAGCAGUGUGUGUUCAUCAGUAAAGUCAUGGUACAGAUGAGACCAGUGUCACCAAGUUCAUCACAAAGCACUUCCGCUUUAGGAUCACGAAUAGACCUCGACAAUAUCCAAACCAUAAUGGAGUCCAUGGGGUCAAAGUUAUCACCUGGAGCUCAGCAACUGAUGAACAUGGUUAGGUUUCAGCAGCAGAAUUGUAUUCCCCUUGGGGAGCAGCUUCAGUCUGUUUUGGGAACUGCUGGAUACAAGCAUGCCAUCUCCCUCCAGUCAUCUCCUGCGGGAGCCUCAAACAGGUCAUCCUCUACACCUUUUGCCUUUAGAACUGGAUUGACAUCUGCACACAUGGCUGAAAACUUAAAGGCUCUCAUUGAUAAAAGUGCACAGCCACCGGCUGAAGAAAACAUGAAAAACCAGUGUAAAAUUGUGCCACAUCAUCAUUCCCUUCUUGAAAAGGAUCUUAAAAAUGCAAUGUCUUUCUUACCGAAGAAAGCAAAUGACAACUCGAGCGUGCCCGACUCUGAGCUGCUGCCUUUUCUCCAGAAGAUAUGCAGUCAAGUGAGCCAUGUUCGCAUGGGGCAGAGCACCAAAUGGCAGGAAAACGGCCCCAAGCCCCAGGAAGGCACUGUUGGUGCUGCACUCGAAGAACAGCCUAUUUGCUCCUACUUGGAAAAGAUUCUUUCUAAAAAUAUGGAAUUGAUGGAGAAGAGACUUAUGGACUAUAUUGAUCAACGAAUAUAUAAGCUCCAGGAGCAUGUGGAUGAUAAGAUUGCUUUGUUAACAGACUUGCUGCAAAAUCCCAACUUCCUAUCCACUGGGAUGCCUCUAAAACACUAUGAUUCUGGAGAAAGACUUUCCAAUGGGGAAAGAUAAGCUCUCAACAUGUGCAGUGCAGCUCAGAUAUUUAUUACAUAUUUAUUACAAAGCCAAACCCCAAAAAUGUUUAUGAAAAACAAGUAUUUAAUGUCCUCUGAAGGAUCAUUGUCUUAACAUAAAGUGACCUCAGUGUUCAUUUUACUGCCCUGGUUAUUACAAAUCCAGUACUGUAUACUAAGAGUUAACAUGAUACAUUCAUAAGUUAUGUUGUUUGUGAUGUUUUCACUCUUACAAAGACAUAUUAUAUAUGUAUAUAUAUAUAUAUACUUGUGUUGCUGAACUGUUUAAAAUGUUUAAGGAUUUCUAAUGCAAUUCCUUGGUUUGUAUGUUAUAUAAGUGUUUGGAGUGAAGUUUUUAUUUAUAGAAACACCUUAUUUGAUAGUCUUAGAACUAUGCAAAAUAAUGCUUAGAAUGUUUGAUUUUCUCUUUCUAAUUGUUUUUGGAAAAAUGGGUACUUGGAACAUUUAAUUCAGAUCACCAAUUUUCGUUUGGUAAUGUUGUUCUGAUAUGAUGAAUGAAAUGUAGUGUUUGGCAUGUAUAAUAUUAGUUUGCAUCUGGGUGUUAGGACUGUUGGUUACAUUGCAGUGUAGCUGUAGAAGGAAGGAAGGUCGCAGAUCAGAAGCCAUGUGUUCAUUUUGAGUACUACUGUUUUGGGAUUGGCGCUUUGUGUAGAAUGGAAGCAGUCAUCUGUUGGAUCUCGUUAACUCUGGCUGUGUAAGGAAUUCUCUCCUUUCUUGGCCACACACAGGUUUUUCUCCUCGAAGUCCUUUUCUGGCUGUUUAAUGUGUCACAUUCUGAUUCUGAAUUGAAGGAUUAAGGUGUAUGAAUCAAGGAGAUUGCAAGUCUCUAUUAAUUUUCAGAACUUAUAACUAUUGUUUAUGUGUUGAAGGGUGAUAAUUUGCAUCUCAAACACAUCCACUCUGGAAUUUGUCUUAAAUAAACAGAAUUAUUUUCAAAUAACUUUUGCUUAAAAUAUUCCAUUGUUUGAACAAUGAUACCUCAUCCUCAUUUUGUUUUGAUAUUUUUUCCUGUAAAAUGCUGAUUUAUAUCUUACUUGUUUUUGCAGAGGAUCCAUAAUAUGUGGAACAAAUCACAGUCAUUUGAAGAUUUGCGUACAACUUUUGCUAGCAUUUUAAAUGGACCAUGAUUGAUAGGACCGUGAUAACAUGUAUACCUAGACGAUGGCGAUUUCUUAUCACUGAGAAGAAAUGCUGAACCCAGGAGCUCAUGGUCUUGCAGCUUCUAGUAGUUGUGGUCUACUCAAUGACCAAUGAAACAAAUACUUCAUUAUUCAGAGCCAAGAACAUGAAUUAAUAUAGAUGCAGUAAAUUGGGAGGCCAAUUCUGAGUUCUCUGUAUAUGUUUGUUGAACUAUUGCAAUUGAGAAAAAGGAAGAUUACAGUCAUUUUUAAAGCCAGGUCUGUUGUCCACAACUGUAAUCACAACACUCAAGAGGCUAAGGCAGGAGGCCAGCCUUGGCUACAUAGUUAGACACUACCUCAAAGCAAACAAUAACAAAGUAAUAGUUGCUAGCACAGAAUUUGGUAAAUUUAUGAUUUCCCACUGUAUUCUGUAGGUUUUUAAUUUGGAACAAAGCUAGCUCAGCACAGAGGUGCUUUUUUAGUAGCUCAGUAUGGCUAAUAAAGUAUCCCCCCAAAUGGUCCUAUUUUAAAUGGCUGAUUUAGUUUGGUUCCUUUAUGUGUGGCAGUAAACUUGUGAACUUAGAGUAUGGUGCCCAAAUUGCUUUGUAGGGUUACUGAUAGUCAAUGAAUUUCUCCCUGAUUUCCAAAGUAUUUUUGGUCAACAGGGAGAUGGAUUCCUGGUGAAAUAAGAAAAAGAUAUCUUUCUAUUUAUAUUUCUGUUAUGAAGUUCAUUCACAAAUUUUUAAACUUGAAGAUUUAUCACACAAACCUUUGCAGUCAAAUGUAUUUCUAAAAGCUAAACUUUGCUGUCUUCUUUUAAGAUUUUAAGUUGA